AUGGGGAUAUCCUUUUCCUGCCCAUUUGCUGAUUUUGGUGAUGCAGACAGACAAUUGGAAGCUUUUUUAGCUAGAUCAAUAAGCUUUGAUGGUCGAGAGUCUGAAAAUGGCAAAAUGAAAUCGUAUGGCUCCAGAAGGAUGAUUAUAGAAGGGUCUGUUAGCUUUAAAAGAAGGGGAUUGGAGACCAAAAUCUCAUUUAGAGGUCCUUCAGAUACGGAGGAAAAUGUGUUUGUUAGGAGAGAAAUUGGUGAGCAAUUGCCAGCAGAUAGUGUGUCUGAGAAAACACCCGAAAUCCUAUUGUUGGAGACCGAGCAAAAUGUGUUUGUUGGAAGAGAAAUUGGUGAGCAAUUUCCAACAGAGUGUGUGUCUGAGAAAACACCCGAAAUCGCAUUGUUGGAGUCAGAACACCAAAGAUGUCAGGCUGCGUUGAAGGUGCAGAAGGUUUACAAAAGCUUCCGUACCAGAAGACAACUGGCGGAUUGUGCUGUUUUAGUCGAGCAGAGCUGGUGGAAAUUGUUAGAUUUUGCUGAACUCAACCAGAGUUCCACCUCUUUCUUUGACAUAGAGAAACCAGAAACCGCCAUUUCACGUUGGUCAAGAGCAAGAAAGCAAGCGGCCAAGGUUGGAAAGGGUUUAUCUAAGGAUGAAAGUGCUCGAAAACUUGCUUUACAGCAUUGGCUUGAGGCAAUUGAUCCUCGGCAUCGCUAUGGUCACAAUCUUCAAUUCUAUUACGUCAACUGGCUCCACUGUGAGAGUAAACAGCCCUUCUUUUAUUGGCUUGACAUAGGAGAAGGUAAAGAAGUCAACCUUGACAAAUGCCUCCGAGCGACGCUUCAACAACAGUGCAUCAAAUACCUUGGUCCGACAGAAAGGAAGGCUUAUGAAAUUGCAGUGGAGAACGGCAAACUCUUUUACAGCCAGACGGGAAUGCUUCUUGAUACAACGGGAGGACCUCAAGAUGCCAAAUGGAUUUUCGUCCUCAGCACUUCCAAAACAUUGUAUGUUGGCCAAAAGCACAAAGGCACAUUUCAACAUUCAAGUUUCUUGGCCGGAGGCGCCACAUUAUCCGCAGGGAGAUUAGUGGUGGAAGAGGGAAUUCUCAAGGCAGUUUGGCCACACAGUGGGCAUUAUCUCCCGACAGAAGAGAAUUUUGAAGAAUUCAUGUUAUUCAUGAAGGAACACAGUGUAGAUCUCAGCAGAGUUCAGAGAAGCCCAACAGAAGAGGAAGAAGAACCACACGGGAAGAACCGUGGCUUUUCUACACAACACAACUUAUCACAACCAGAUUUUACUCAAGUCACUGAAGAAAGUAAUGGCAAAAGCUCAGCUCAAGAGGAAACCAUUUCGAUAACACAAGAUUGCAACGAUUUGGGAGCUACGCUUCUGCCCUUGUCUCGAUUUGCCCCAAGAACGAACUCAAAGGUAACCGCGCUCGAAAUACCAAGUACUGAUGAUGUGAUUGAGAUGUUCCAGGAAGAUGAACUGCCACCACCAGUGGAAACCCCAAGCGGCGGAUACGAAACAGAGGAAGAAGUUCUAUCGGACGACGAUUUCAUGGUUUCAAAGCAGAAUUUGUUUGAGGACCAAGAUCAGGAAACAGAUUUCGAAGAAGUCAUCCCAAAAGAGAAGAUAAUCCAGAGGAUAAAUUCGCAGGAACGAGCGAAGUCCUAUCAGUUGGCUCAUCAGUUGUCGUUCAAAUGGACGACAGGGGCUGGGCCACGGAUCGUGUGCGUGAGGGACUACCCCUCGGAGCUACAAAACCGGGCAUUAGAAGAAAUGAACUUGUCGCCAAGAAGUUCCGUUUCUUCUCCAAGGAGAGAUUGUCCAUGGAGUCCCAGGGUUUCGACACCCACAAAACUGUGUAGAGAAACAGUUGCUGGUAAAAGCCCACUGGCUUUUGAGCAGGCAAUGCUGGAUCAAGUAGCCACUCCAUAAGAUAAGGAAGCUAUGGAGUCAGUUGUUUUGAUUUUAGAAUUGUUUUCCAAUUCUUUGUUCUUUACCAUUCUUUUCACACAAUUCUUUUGUACUAGAUCAACUCCAUGAGGUAAGGAAGCUAUGGAGUCGGUUGUUUUGAUUUUAGUAUGCGAGUAGGCAUUGUUUUCCAAUUCUUUGUUGUUUUCC
This is a messenger RNA of Rhododendron vialii, 2121 nucleotides long. RefSeq names its product IQ domain-containing protein IQM6-like. Lineage: Eukaryota; Viridiplantae; Streptophyta; Magnoliopsida; Ericales; Ericaceae. The record is from RefSeq and is a predicted model, not a curated record. The coding region runs from base 1 to 1935 and encodes 644 amino acids. The transcript is spliced from 8 exons.